This is a messenger RNA of Poecilia reticulata (guppy), 1430 nucleotides long. Its product is annotated as 5-hydroxyisourate hydrolase-like. Gene Ontology annotation, biological process: purine nucleobase metabolic process. Gene Ontology annotation, molecular function: hydroxyisourate hydrolase activity. The record is from RefSeq and is a predicted model, not a curated record. NCBI's taxonomy places the organism in Eukaryota, Metazoa, Chordata, Actinopteri, Cyprinodontiformes, Poeciliidae.
AAGAUUUCUCAGGCUUAGUGUGAGUGAAAACCUGAUUUUGUUCAUUUAACCAUAAAAUUAAAUUCAAUUUCUCAGCAAAGCUGCUGACCCACAUCCGAUGUUAUUUAUAAGUGAACAUUCAGGCUGCAGCAACUGAGGAGGCACAUUCUGCCUGAAAGCAAGAUCAACCAUGUCCRGCUCACCCAGUCCUCUGACCACCCAUGUGCUGAACACAGCACUGGGGGUCCCAGGAUCAAACGUGACCCUCAGACUUUACCAGCAAGACCCUUCAACCGAUGUCUGGCACUUAAUAACCACUGGGACAACAAACGAUGAUGGGCGAUGUCCAGGACUGAUCACACAGCAGCAGUUUAAAUCUGGUGUGUACAAACUGCAUUUUGAGACUGGUCAGUACUGGGCCGGGAUGGGACAGACCUCCUUCUAUCCCUACGUUGAGAUUGUUUUCACUAUAACUGACCCGGACCAAAAAUAUCAUGUCCCUCUGCUUGUGAGUCGUUUCUCGUACAGCACCUACAGGGGGAGCUAAAGAGCAACAACAACAAGGAACCGCCUGACCCUUCCUUCACUUUUAUCACUGGCUGACUCAGAACGACAGGGACUGCUGCAUUUUGUAACUGAAUUAACUAAUACUGUUUUCAAAAUGGGGCCUAAAUAACUCAAGCGUCUCCAUGAAAAUGUGCUGUGAAUAAAUAAUGAGUGAAGUAUUUUUUAAGAAACAAUUUUUGUUCUGUCUGUAUUGUGCUUUACAUUGUACUCUAUUGGCAUAACAUUGACAUUGAUUUAAAAGCUAAGCCCCAAUAAAAUGAAGUGCGGCAAGUGAUCUUAUGAAAUGGUCAUGUAACCUCAAAUGAUGUAUUCUCGUUUAUUUUCACUUCUGUUAAAAAUAAAUUAGUUAAAUAACAAUAUUGGGUAAACGGGUAAACAAAGAGUUAAGUAAAAUACAGCUUUACAAAUAUAUUAGAAAUAUAAAGCUGUAAAGCUAGAGAAAGUAACAAUAAAAAAGAAAAGAAGCAUAAUUGUUUUACAGUAAAACAAUCUAAGWUGUUGAAACUGCACUGUAUGGAGGGUCCCGCCCUUUAGCAAAGUUAAACAUGUCAAAAAACGGCAAAUACUUCCACAUUAUUUAGAAAGAUUGUGUACAAGAUGUUGACUGCACCUUUGGAUGCGCACUAUGAAUAAUAUGAAUAAGCUUAUGUCCAGCAGGUCUUUUUUUAGAAAAGCAUGACCCUUCAAAACCAAGCCAAAGUUCCAAACACCAAUCUGUUUUGAUCCAAAACCUUCAGGUGUCUGCUAGAAAGUUGAAGAUGAAAAGGUAUAUAUUUUUUCAGCAUCACAGUGAGUGCAAGCAUACAUCCACAUUAACAACUCCUGAGUUGAAAAUGUAGAUUUUGGCCAAAUCAGUGUCCAGAAAUAAAACUUUGAAGUCAGUA